ACUACGUGAUGACGCACACGCGCACAGGGCCGCGCGCGCGGGGACACAGUGGAAUCCGUGAGCGGUAACAUCGAGAGUCGCUCCAUUUCUCGGCGCCGCGGAGCGGGAAAUGGAUACAUUGAGUCGCGUCGUCCGCGCUCUCCCGUUCCCCGUCACCGGCACCGCCACCGCCACCGGCAUCGGCUGUGUGUGUGCCGCCGGGGCUCUCCUCUACAGGGCGGCCACCAGGAAGAAGCCAACUCACGUGGAGGUGAACUGCUGGUUCUGCAGCCAGGACACGACCGUCCCCUACGGCAACAGGAACUGCUGGGACUGUCCCAACUGCGAGCAGUACAAUGGCUUUCAGGAGAACGGUGACUACAAUAAGCCGAUACCUGCUCAGUACAUGGAGCAUCUGAAUCACAUGGUCACCAGUUGGACAAGUCCCACGGAGGCGAGCAAGGUCCAACAGUGGCCGAACGGACAGCUUCUCUUCUGCAAGAAGUGCAACAGCAACCAAACCCUGAAGGUCAAACAAUUGGCUUCCUUCGUACCAAGAGAUGAGGACAGGUACGAGGACGAGAUUGAGAUGUACAAACACCACCUGGAGCAGACGUACAAGCUGUGCCGUCCCUGUCAGACGGCUGUGGAGUAUUACAUCAAACACCAGGACAGGCAGAUCCGAGCCAUUCUCUUCGAUCACCAGCUCCGGCAUCGAGAAGCAGACAAAACUUUUGUGCAGAGCUCCCACUACUCCGGCCUGUCCACUCCGAUCCGCGUGGUAUUCCUACGGUUCCUGGCCUUCGUGAGCUGCGCCAUGCUGUUGGCCCUGGCGCUGUGGGAGGGUCCGUUCGACCCACGCCCGCCCUCGGCCGAGACGAGAGCAGCAGCAGCCGUCGCCGCCGGGCCGAGCCCAGCUCCGCAACCGACCAACGGCGGCAACCGGACCGACCCGGGCCCCGACCUCGCUCGCAACGUCAGCCUCUGGCAAGAGCUGCUGAGCGCGCUGCCGGAGGACACUCUGGCCGGCCUGCGAGCCGCCUGGAGCUACGGCGAGGACCACCAGAUGGCAAUCGUCUCCACUGGCCUCUUCACCUGCCUGUUGGCCAUCAUCCUGGCCGGGCGUAUAAGACUGCGGAGGAUCGACUCGGUUUCGUCCCUCCUGUGGCUGUCGGUGAUGGGUCUGCACCUGGCCGAGAGGUACCUGCAGAGCGGCCCGCCCGCCUGGCUGGACGCAGCGAAGCUCAGCGCCACGGCCCUGUGUUGCCUGGCGGGAUUCGCGGCGUCGGUGGCGACACGGAAAUCCACGGGCCAGAGGAGAUGCCGGGCACGAAGGUACUUGUCGGGCGAAUCCGUGAACGCCUUCUACAGCAGCGGAACCCUGACGUCCUGCGCUCCAGCGACUGCCCCCUCGUCCCUCCCGAUCCCACCCAGCAUCGCCCAGCUAGCCAGGCAGCAGCUGUGCAGGACCACCAGACGCAACUCGCCCUCCUCCCUGCCUGGCCGUCUCAGCCGAGCCCUGUCGCUGGGAACCGUCCCGUCUCUCACCAGAGCAGAUUCUGGCUACUUGUUCAGCGGGAGCCGUCCGCCCUCCCACACGCUCGUGUGCAAGGAUUCCCCUCCGUCAGAUUAUUUCUCCUUGAAGUCGGAAAGCCGUCCGUCCUCUCCCUCCCUCUCUCCGGCGGCCUCGGUGGCGGGCUCGGUCACGUCUAGCGCCGGCUCCUGGCACCACAGGCGCCCGCUCAUCAGCCCGGCCCGUCUCAACCUCACCGGACAGAGGCUGAAGCUCUUCAUCGAGCACGGGACGUUGAGGGGGAGCUCGAACGCUCGUAAACCGCAGCCCAUUCCCGGUGUUCCGGAUCUCCUCUCCAGCAACGGGCAUUCCCAGGACCUAACCCCUGCGUCCACCCACAGUCACGACGUACGUUCGGUCGAGGGAGGCAGUCUACGCAGCGAGGUGACAGGCAAGAUGAAAGACAGCUCAUCUGGUUCCUCGGCUUGCGUGGUGGACACCACCACGAACCUGACCAGUCAUCAGCGGAAUGGCCACGCAGGACGAGGGUGGAGAGGUCUCUUUGGAGACAUCCUGUGCAAGAGUCUUCUGGGGUUGAGCCUGGCCGCCAAUGUUCUCUUCGUUACGGUCUUCCUGUACCAUGGUCUGCCUCCAUCGCUUCAAGGCAUCUUCUGAAGGGGACUCCCUGAUGCUUUGAGGGGGCACAGCCCACGGCGGUUUCCGAGUUGACAAGCUUCACGACGCCAAACGGAACUCAGUCCUUGCCGCUGCCCGGGAGCCGUGGUGCAGCCGUUGAUAACCGCGGCCCCAAGAUGGAUUCACGGAGGAGGGU
This is a messenger RNA of Callorhinchus milii (elephant shark), 2324 nucleotides long. RefSeq names its product transmembrane protein 201 (gene tmem201). The transcript is spliced from 11 exons. Gene Ontology annotation, biological process: nuclear migration along microtubule. NCBI's taxonomy places the organism in Eukaryota, Metazoa, Chordata, Chondrichthyes, Chimaeriformes, Callorhinchidae. Gene Ontology annotation, molecular function: lamin binding; actin filament binding. Gene Ontology annotation, cellular component: nuclear inner membrane. The record is from RefSeq and is a predicted model, not a curated record. Bases 110 to 2167 code for a protein of 685 amino acids.